Penicillium longicatenatum is the source of this 264-nucleotide messenger RNA. RefSeq lists its product as uncharacterized. Lineage: Eukaryota; Fungi; Ascomycota; Eurotiomycetes; Eurotiales; Aspergillaceae. Bases 1 to 264 code for a protein of 87 amino acids. The record is from RefSeq and is a predicted model, not a curated record. The transcript is spliced from 2 exons.
AUGUCUCGCCCUUUAAAGUUGGCGACUCUGCUUGUCGGGUACGGACCAAUCGGGCCCGGCGUCAUCGCGGCGCUCAUCCUUGACUCGCGCGAGGUUGAUAUUGCAUCGCAUGUGCACGAACUUAUAGAGGGUGUUGGCACUGACGUGAUUUGUGGCGCGGCAGAUAUGGAGAAGGCGUUCCUAGCUGUCAACCCAGCCUGCCGCGCGCAGGGGACUUUCCAAGGGUCUGGUUGGUUGGGGAUAGAAACCUGCUUUGCUGGUUAA